AUGCUAGCACAGAACCUCACGGCUGCUUUCUCUGAACAACUCCGCGCCGUCAUGAAUAAUGCUCCUACUCAGCAACGAGUAUUAGAAGACAUGGCGGAUCAAAUAAAAAACUUGCGGGCACGAAUCGAACCCCAUCAGGAGAUACCGAAGUCUCAUGAAUCUCAGGAUGGGAACUCGAGGACGUCCCACUCCAGUAGACGCAAUAAGAAGAGGCAGGAGAGAUCUAGAACCUACCCGAGCCUCAGCAAAACAGAUCUGCGGGAUGGCGAAUCUAAAACCGCCUCUCGAGAUGUCCGCACCUUCCUAGAAAGUAAGAAACAAAAGACGUCUGAAAGCGUCCAAUCAUUGGUGGAUAAAAGGAGGGAAGAAAGAAAGCAAGCCCAAGCCGCAGAGUCUAGCCGCCGCAUCACCAUGCCGCGGAAUGAGGCCGACAAAAGUAGCCUUUCUGGAAAACUUGUACCCAUAAUCUCUCCAUUGGCCCCGGUGAUACUAAACACCCCCAGUAAUGGGAAGAUAAAGAUUCCAAACAUGGCGGCCUUCGAUGGAACGUCCUGCCCGGAGGAACAUCUGAUGGCCUACAAAAACUUGAUGUUGCUGUAUACCAACGACCCGUUGUUGUGGUGCAAGUUCUUCCCGACUACUCUUACGGGAGUAGCACUGACAUGGUAUACCUCCCUUCCAGGAGGAAGUAUACACAACUUUGCCCAACUGGAAGAGAAGUUCCUGGGCCACUUUAUAGCUUCCAGGAGGCAGGAGAAAUCAAUUUUUCAUCUACCCAGCAUCACGCAAUUAGAAGGAGAAUCCAUAUCAUCCUAUCUAAAAAAGUUUCAUGAGGCGGUGCUGGAGGCCCAUGAUCCUAAGAAACGGAGGUCUGAUAAGAAGGACCCCAUUGUCAAUCAAUCCUCGAGAAACAGAGAGGAACAAGCAUUGAGGAGGGAAAGAAACUACCCUCCAUGUCGUCCGGAGCCCCGUCAGAUAUGGGGCCUCCACGAUCCAGACAUGAAAGACAUAUUCUAUGCCAUCCGCAAGGAAUUGCCAACUCCGCUUCCUACUAACACCCCCUCCAACCGUCGCAACUUCAAUCUGUGGUGUGACUACCACAAAGAACACGGCCACACUUUGGCCCAAUGCCGUGAACUUAAACGUAUCCUGCACCAAUUGGCUGAUGAAGGGAAACUGUCGAGGUUCAUCAACAAGGGAGACUAUGUAGCAAAAGAAGUCGAAAGAAAGCCGUGGCACCAAAAACGCAGAUCCCCCGGGAGGGAUGAGGCCAGGCGCGAAAGUUCCAAUACUCAAGGGACUAUCAACCUGAUUUUCGGUGGAUACACUGAGGAAUAUCCCACCAUCCGCGCCGCAAGAGAUAGCGUCCAUACUCUGCUAAAGGGACCCCCAAUGACCACAUCCAGUGGGCCGGUCAUGAAAUUCGAUGCUGCAACAACCACAUACUGA
This is a messenger RNA of Amaranthus tricolor (Joseph's coat), 1449 nucleotides long. RefSeq lists its product as uncharacterized. Bases 1 to 1449 code for a protein of 482 amino acids. The record is from RefSeq and is a predicted model, not a curated record. The transcript has 3 exons. NCBI's taxonomy places the organism in Eukaryota, Viridiplantae, Streptophyta, Magnoliopsida, Caryophyllales, Amaranthaceae.